AUGUCUAGAGCUAAGAGAAUUAUGAAGGAGAUGGAGGCCGUUAGGGACGAUCCUGAGGCCAAUAUCGAUUUAGAAUUUGUCAGUGAAGCUGAUAUUCAUCAUUUGAAAGGUUCUUUCUUAGGUCCACCAGAAACCCCAUAUGAAGGUGGGAAAUUCAUUGUUGAUAUCGAGGUACCGAUGGAGUACCCUUUCAAACCACCGAAGAUGAAGUUUGAUACUAAAGUUUAUCAUCCUAACAUUUCUUCUGUCACUGGUGCGAUUUGUUUGGAUAUUUUGAAGAAUGCUUGGUCUCCUGUAAUUACAUUGAAAUCUGCAUUAAUCUCUUUACAGGCUUUAUUACAAUCCCCAGAACCGAAUGAUCCACAAGAUGCAGAGGUGGCUCAACAUUAUCUGCGAGACAGAGAGUCCUUCAACAAGACUGCUGCUUUGUGGACUAAAUUAUACGCUAAUGGAGGCGAUGCUAAUAGCUCUAAAGGUAAUGUCGAUCAAGCUGAUUUAUACGGUAUAGAUCAAAGUCUAGUAACAGAAUUUGAGAAUCAAGGAUUCGAGAAGGACAAGAUUAUCGAAGUCUUAAGAAGAUUAGGUUUGAAAUCGUUGGAUCCAAACGAUAAUGAAACUGCCAACAAAAUCUUGGAAGAAUUAUUAAAAUAA
Messenger RNA from Tetrapisispora phaffii CBS 4417, 651 nucleotides. RefSeq names its product E2 ubiquitin-conjugating protein UBC1 (gene UBC1). Lineage: Eukaryota; Fungi; Ascomycota; Saccharomycetes; Saccharomycetales; Saccharomycetaceae. Gene Ontology annotation, molecular function: ubiquitin conjugating enzyme activity; protein binding. Gene Ontology annotation, cellular component: nucleus. Gene Ontology annotation, biological process: proteasome-mediated ubiquitin-dependent protein catabolic process; protein polyubiquitination. The record is from RefSeq and is a predicted model, not a curated record. The transcript has a single exon. Bases 1 to 651 code for a protein of 216 amino acids.